AUGUUUUUCUUUGGCCAAACAGAAAGGAGGAGUGGUGAAAAGGAGUCAGUGGAUGUGGACGAGGAGCGUUCUUCACGUGAGGGAACUUCGACAAACUCAUCCCGAGAUUCCCAGAAUGGACAAUUAUCAUUGCAAACCGAUUCUUCCAUCCCAACUAAUAAAAGAAAGCUUGAGAAUAGUCAAGAGAUUGAAAGUGAGGAUAAUUCUUAUAAAAAAAAAAGGAACGAAGUGCAAUGUAAGCUCGAGAGAUGGAAAAUAGGGAAGGAUGAAAUCGAGGUUGACCUAUUCUGCGUUCAAGGUUGGAGAGAUGAACUCUGUCGCUGCACUAAGCAUCGAAUAGAAUUUAUCUUGCAAGCAGAGGAAACUUAUGAGCCUCCGCAAGAUGACGAAGCGCGUGAGUUAAAUAUAAAUUCCAGUUGA
Molecule: messenger RNA, 420 nt
Organism: Acaulospora colombiana
Lineage: Eukaryota; Fungi; Glomeromycota; Glomeromycetes; Diversisporales; Acaulosporaceae
Source: the annotation of a GenBank genome assembly